Bactrocera tryoni is the source of this 2394-nucleotide messenger RNA. It is a transcript of the gene casp, whose product is annotated as FAS-associated factor 1. Gene Ontology annotation, cellular component: nucleus; endoplasmic reticulum. Gene Ontology annotation, molecular function: ubiquitin binding. The coding region runs from base 237 to 2285 and encodes 682 amino acids. The transcript has 14 exons. NCBI's taxonomy places the organism in Eukaryota, Metazoa, Arthropoda, Insecta, Diptera, Tephritidae. The record is from RefSeq and is a predicted model, not a curated record.
CACUUUUGUUGAGUCGAGCGAGUUUUCAUCUGAAUAGUAGUUUUCAAUGUGUUUUAUUAUUACACAAAAGAAAAAUAAAAUUUCUAACAUAAACUAGUGGUUAAAAGCGUUUGCUGUGUCUAUAACGCAUUUGUAAAUAAGUUAUUUGUUAGACUUUUACGGAAAGAGCUGAAAUCGAAAAUAUAAAAGGCAUUCUAUAAAAGCAUCAAACAUACAGGCUAAAGCAAAAAAUACAAAUGUCCGAGAACAAAGACGAUAUAUUAGCGACUUUUCAGAGUAUCACUGGAAUAGAUGAUAUCGGUGAAGCUUUUUCGCAUUUGGAGGAGACCAACUGGGAUUUAAUGACUGCUAUUCAGCGCGUCAUACCACAGGAUGAUGCGCCAACACAUGAUAGAAAUUCAUCAUCAGUUUUUACAGAAAACUCAUCUGGUUUCUCAACCACAACGGCCCUUAAUGAUUUAUCUACAAAUGCGGGGUCAUCCAACUGUCGCCAAUGGAACUCGAUUAAUGGACCUAAUGUGGGUUUAACAGCAUCAACUUCCGCAGAUGCUGAAAUAAUUGAUCUCACGUCCGACAUGGACUUGGACCCGGCAAGGCACAACGAUGUUAAGACUUUGAUACUAAACAUACACUACAAUGAAGGUGUUUACACCAUACGUCUGCCAUCAAUUGCUACAAUUGAACAACUAAAAUUAAGAAUAGCAGAAGAGACAAGUGUGCCAGUUUGCCGACAAGCAAUUCGUGGUUGGCCGCCAGCGAAACUGCAAGAGGCACGAAAAAUAACCACGCAGUUGGGCAAUUUAGAUCUAGGACCCGAAAACGACUUGAUCUUACACAACCUAACCGAAGAAGGUUACAUCGACACAGAAAACGAGGAGAUAGCACAGCGAUUACGUGACACAUUCAAAUUGACUAUUGUAGAGCAACCCAGCGGGAAAACCAUAACAUUACCAUUUUUAGGUAGUAACACUAUUUUGGAGGUUAAAACAAAAGUUUAUUAUGUCAGCAAUAUAAAUGUGCGAAAUCAGGAAUGGGAAGGCUGGCCUUCUAACUGUGAUGACAAUUUAACUUUGGCCCAAUCUGGCAUUGGUUUGUCACAUAAUUUUACACUGCGCAACAAGUGUGAGAAGAAUAUGGACAUCGCUGGAGUUUCUAAUAAUUUAAAUAUUAGCAAUAAUACCAUCGAGACUGACGACGAUAACAGUUUAGACGAUGAAGACGGUUAUGAUCCCUUACCAGAUGAGGAGCCUGCACCACCACGCAGCCGGCACUUAAUUCCAAAUAACAUUGGCAAUGAAUGCACAGGUUCUAUAGAGUUCUUCGACAACUACCGUGAACGUUUCGGUGAGCCGCAUCCCGUAUUCUAUGUCGGCAGUUUAGAAGAUGCUAUACGCGAAGCUUGUCACAAGCCAGCGCGUGAGCGAAAAUUGCUUGCAAUUUAUUUACAUCAUGGUGAUAGCAUUCUCACAAACGUAUUCUGUGAUCAAGUAAUGAAAAAUGAGCGGAUCAUUGAAGCAUUUGCGCAGAAUUUCAUACUCUAUGGAUGGGACUUAACAUUCGAAAGCAACAGAAAUAUGUUUCUAUCUUCGGUCACUGCCUGUGUGAGCAAUACAGCAUCCAUAACAAUUAGUACAAAACCAGUUGAUAAGCUACCGUCGAUACUAAUUAUAGGUAAAAGUCGGCUUUCCGGCAGAUCUUCAUGCGAGGUGCUCUCCGUUGUGGAUGGCAAUUCAGAUUUAAAUAGCUUCUUGUCACGCCUUAUGGAUGCAGUGGAAAUGUACAAAUUACAGUUAAAAGACGAGAUACGCGAAGAAGAUGAGCGUGCCGAACGUGAUCAAGUCAAGGCUGAGCAGGAUUUGGCCUAUCGUGAAACGUUAGAGGCCGACAUGGCCAAAGAAGCCGCCAAGCGUCAGAAAGAAGCUGCAAUUGCCGCCGAACGCAAGCGAAUAGAAUCGGAACAAGCAGAAGAGGAGGCGAAACGAGAAUCGAUACGUUUGGUGGCUCAACAAUCACUACCGCAAGAACCCUCAGACUCUGAUACUAAUGUGUCCACGAUACGCAUACAGAAACCAAGCGGAGAAUUUUUAGAACGAAGAUUCUAUAAACACAACACGCUGCAGGACAUCUUAAACUUUGUCGCUGCCAAUAAUUAUCUAAUCGAAGAAAACAAAUUAAUCCUAAUAUCUAGUUGGCCACGUAGCGACUUAACAGCCAUCGACCCAAAUAAGACGCUUGAAGAGCUGAAAUUGUAUCCCCAAGCGAAAGCCGUGCUCGAGGAGCGAUGAUUUUUAUUUGUAGCAGCAACAAACCAAUUUAUACAUCAUAUAAUGUAAUAAUAGAUUUGUAAUAAAAAAAUUGCGGGUCCAAUAGCAACGGACCGGCAAUACAAAAAUA